Messenger RNA from Mytilus trossulus (common blue mussel), 3912 nucleotides. Its product is annotated as zinc finger SWIM domain-containing protein 3-like. The transcript is spliced from 11 exons. NCBI's taxonomy places the organism in Eukaryota, Metazoa, Mollusca, Bivalvia, Mytilida, Mytilidae. The record is from RefSeq and is a predicted model, not a curated record. Bases 35 to 3508 code for a protein of 1157 amino acids. Gene Ontology annotation, molecular function: zinc ion binding.
GGAUGAAGUAUCGGAUUGCAAACGCGCGUACGCGAUGGAUGUUUUCAGAAAUGGAGACCGUUUUUAUGAUUUUGAAGAUGUUUUGAAGAAAAUAAGGGAAUACGAAAUAGCUACCAAUACUAAUUUUUAUCGGAGAGACUCAAGAACUAUAGCAGCUGCACGAAAAAGAGGAAUAAAACGGAAUAUUAAGCCAGAAUUGCUAUUUUACUCUAUUACCUUUGCAUGUAUACAAGGAGGUAAAACGCAUAAAAAUUGUUCCUCGGGAAAAAGACCAAAUCAAAGGACAUUUAGGCAGCAUUGCUCAUCUAGCAUCAGUUUCCUGUUGUCAAGUGAUGGACACUACCUAGAAUUGAAGUCUAUUAACAAUGAACAUAAUCAUGACACUUCUGAGGCUCUGUUUAAACAACUGCCAAGAGAAAGAAGACUUCCAAAGGAAAUGACUAAGGAGGCAGAGUCCUUGAUCUCUCUCAAAGUAAACAAGAAGCUGUUGAGAGACCAUCUUGAACAGAAGACUGGGAAAAAAGUAUCACUCAAAGAUAUCACCAAUUUGCAAACAAUUAUCAAAAACAGAUCAAAAUGUCAUGAUGUUGCUAGCUUGGUAAAGAAACUCCUCAUUGACCAUGGAACAAUAGUUGAAUUGUUUGCAUCAGAGGAUAAUGUUUUGCAAGGUUUGUUUUACCAGGACAAGGAAAUGCUGCAAAACUUUGAAAAUUACCCAGAAAUUCUCUUCAUUGAUUCUACAUUUAAGGUGAAUAAUCUAAGAAUGCCUUUAUAUGUCUUUCUUGUUGAAGACAGUAUGGGACAGUCAGAAAUUGCUGGACUUUGUUUCUUAGCAGCUGAAGAACAACAGCUUGUUGAUCACAUGGGGAACCUAUUCAAAAAAUUUAAUCCAUCAUAUCAGAAAAUGAAAAUGAUAAUGGCUGAUAAAGACUUUAUUGAAAGAGAGACAUUCAGAUCAGUUUUUCCUCAUAGUUCUCUACUAAUUUGUAGAUUUCAUGUACUGAAAAUAUUUCGACGUGAAAUAACAGUAGAAAAGAUGGGAAUAACUUCUUCACAAAGAAAUGCUGCACUAGAACUAAUCCAGAAACUUGUUUACAGUAGAACUGAGGACGACUAUCAGGAGGUGUACAAGGAAAUAGAAGAGGUGUGUCCUUCAGCAGUCAUUGGAUACAUUAAAAGCAACUGGCAUGGAAUUAGAAAAGAAUGGGUGUCAGGUAUGCAAUUAGAUGAAGGAACCUUUUUAAAUGCUACCAAUAACAGACUAGAAAGCUUUAACCAGAAGUUAAAAUCUGUUGUGUGUACCAAUGCAACCCUAGAUGACUUUUUUGACAAGUUUCGACCUCUCAUUAGAACAUUAAGAAAUGAAAGGGACCUUGCAGGAGCAGUUGAACUGCAAAAAGCACGUGUUUGUCAGUUUGAAGACGACUCCCCUGAGAAAAAGUACAUCACCUAUUUGACAGAUUAUGCUGCAAAAUUUGUUUUGAUAAAUAUCAAAAAGUGUCAAAAAAUGCAAAUUAGUACAGAAGAAGACACUGGAAUUCUGUAUUAUGAGGAUUCUUAUGGAAAAAUUGCAUUGAAUGACAAAAAAUGUUCCUGUAUAUUUAACAGAUCAAUGUCACUUCCUUGUGAACAUAUCCUUGUUACAAGGUUAUUUUUGGGCCUAGAUUUGUUUGAUGCAUCGCUCUGCAGCAUGAGAUGGACACUUUCUUAUUAUAGACAAAAAAUGAGAUUGCUGUCAACAGACAAAAGUGUGGAAGGACAUGUUAUCUGUUCUACUGUGAAGGAGAAAAAUGGGCCAUUGUCAGAACAUCAAAAGUACAGAAAAGCAUCAGUUAUAACAAACCAGCUUGCAUCCUUGUGUGCUGAAGUAUCAAUGGUAGAAUAUAAGAAGAGAAUAGAGCAGUUAAAUCAACUACUGACAAGCUGGAGAUCAAUAGGCAAUAGUAUAAUAUCAGAUAUUUCAAUCAGUGAAGAUGUUUUACAUGUUUUAAGUGGAUGUGACCAACCAGGGUUUUCAAACAGGACAGCAGAUAACAGUACAGCAUAUAGCAGUACAGCAGAUAUCAGUACACCAAUUUCUGGGAAUGUUAUGCACGAACAAGAUAAUCAUGAGGCAGAUCCAAUUAAUAGCAGGAAAGAUGGACAGUAUGCUGGUAAAAGUACUAACUCUACAACAGUUUUACUGCAAGGACAAACAGAUCCAAUAUGUUUGCCUUCAACAAGUAGGAUAAAUAAUGAAGGGGAUUCAGAUGCACCUGAUGCAACCGUCAUUCAAGAUUUUUUAUUCAAAAUAGCAGACAAAGCUGCAGUUAUAAGAGCAGAAAGAGGUUCAUCAAAGAUCGAUGAAGAUGAGGUUCAAGUUAUAUGGCAAGAUUUACUACCAUAUGCAGAAUCAAUUUUAAACCUGACUACUCAAGUCCAUGCUAAACAAUAUUUCACAUAUGAGGGCUGGUUAACUGUUGAAAGCACCAUAAGAAUCUUAGAAGAAAGAAUAGUGAUACCUCAAAUCCUAACUGUGAAAAAUAAACAAACAAAGAAGCCUAGAAUAGAUGAAAUUUCCAAUCAUGGCUUAAAUCUUGUUGAAAAAAAUGGUGAUGAUUUGUUGAAGUUUACAGAAGAAGAAUUUGAGAAAAUAUUAAUCAAAACACAAAAUAUGGAGAAAGAAAUUAAAGACUUCAUAAUCAGAGGUGGACAUAAAAAAUCUUUACCUAAAAUUGGAAACCCAGUUUCAGCUGUGGAAGAUUAUAUAGAUAAAACAAGAAAGUUGACUGAAAAACAACGUACAAUAUUUGCUACAUUUCUAUGCAACUCGUACAAAGAAAUAAGUUUUAGAACACCUGAUGUAGCUAGCUUGAUACACAAUAUAAUAACAUUUGUUCUGGAAUACAAGGAAACUGAUAUUGCAGAAGAGAGAAUACAUCUUGAAGUAGAUUCAGAGAACGUAAGAAAAACAUGUUUAUCUGAUGAUGGUACAGAAAACUUUGAACCUAUUGUACUCAGUGACAUAAAGUAUCCACCAAAGUUAUCCAGGAAAGGACGACCAAAAGGCAGUGAGAAAACCGUUAUUGGUAUAACAAAGAAAUCAAAGAGACAUCACCUUCAGCCUUUCUUCAAGAAAAGUAGUGGGAUAAAAGAAUUAGCAAUAUUACAGUGGAUUUUGGGAGAUGAAAAAGGAAAAACAGUUUUUGAGAAUAAAGAAAAAGUUUUUCAAAAUGAAGUACAGGACCUUGCUUUUUCAAGUGCUCUUGUUGAUGAGAGUGUAGACCUAUUAAUCGUUGAAAAGUUUUUUACAAAAGAAGCAAUGAUUGAUGUCAUGAGUGUAGUUAUGAGAAACAAAGAAAACUCAUUUCAUAAAUGUGGUUCAUGCACUAUGGAUUUGACUUUGACCACUAAUGUUGUUAAGUGCUCAUCAUGUCUAGGAUGGAAUCACUUGCCAUGUGUAUUUUUGAAAACUGUUCCAAAAGCUAAACAUUGGUAUUGUAAAAGAUGUAAGCAAAUCAAUAAAUAAAGAUUCAUCAAAAUUAUAUUCAAUAGCAUAUACAUGUAUCAUAUUGUUCCUCAUUAUGUCUGCCAUUAUUUGCUGAAAUGGUAUCAGUUUAGUUCAGACAAUUGUAUUUUUAUUUGAUAAAGUAAAGAACAAUGAAUACUACUAGAAAACGUCAUUUGUAAUUUAUGGUUAGUAAAGCCUGUCUUCCAAAUAUUUGUGCAGACGCUUGUGAUGACAAAGGAUCUUUGUAUUUUUUCCCAAUUAAGUAUGUAUUGCCAUAAUUGUAUAGCUACUGUUUCAAUAAAAUUGAUAAGUUUCUUCUUAAUGAUUUAAAACAUUGUGGUCCUUUACAGCUUUCCAUUUUUUUUGUGUAUUUGUAUUUUUAUCACUUCUUACUAUUAUUUGAUCUUGUAUACAUGUAUAUA